This is a messenger RNA of Polistes canadensis, 1528 nucleotides long. RefSeq names its product probable NADH dehydrogenase [ubiquinone] iron-sulfur protein 8, mitochondrial (gene ND-23). Lineage: Eukaryota; Metazoa; Arthropoda; Insecta; Hymenoptera; Vespidae. The record is from RefSeq and is a predicted model, not a curated record. Gene Ontology annotation, cellular component: membrane. Gene Ontology annotation, biological process: mitochondrial respiratory chain complex I assembly; mitochondrial electron transport, NADH to ubiquinone. The coding region runs from base 16 to 1086 and encodes 356 amino acids. Gene Ontology annotation, molecular function: 4 iron, 4 sulfur cluster binding; NADH dehydrogenase activity. The transcript has 7 exons.
GCAUUUUUAUAAUCAAUGACAAUGGUUGAGUUAAAGAAAGUUAGUUCGAUAUGGAAGACAACAAAUGCAUCGUCGACAAUUGCAAGAGUUUUAAUAACAAUAAGAUUGAAACUCAACCAUUGCGCUAUAAAAAAGGUAUCAUUACCAUUUUCACCACUCGUUGGUGGUAUAUUAGGCACAUACGUGACUCCACGUAAUGCUUGUCCGGGUGUCACCGAUCUGGCUAUGCCUGUUGCUGUACAAUCUGGCCUCAAUGUUGGCAUAGCAAUUAAAUUUGCUGGUUUUGCAGGCGGCGGUGGUGGAGUUGCCCCGAUACCCCUUGGCAGACCCCGCCCUGCGACUCUAGCACCUCCUAAGGGUAAGCAAAUUUUAGCUGCAAUUAUUUUUUACACAGUUUCGCUUCUUGUUUCAUCAAAAUAUAUAUGUAUAUAUAAUAAUAUUGAAAAACUAGUUAACUUCGUAGAAAUUGUAAUUGCAAUUGCAAUUAUGGCUUCGUUGCAGCUGAUUCGAAAUGGAUCUAGGCUCAUAACUGUACCGAUUAUUCAGAAUGCAUAUUUUGUACGCAAUAAAUACUAUUGUGUUACCAAACCAGAACAAGAAAUGAAUCUUGAAGACCAUGGCAACUCAUUUUUUUUUCUUGAAAUUUUUCGUGGAAUUGGAAUUGCAAUGUCUCAUUUCUUUCGAGAACCAGCAACGAUAAAUUAUCCUUUUGAAAAAGGUCCUUUGAGCCCAAGAUUUAGAGGGGAGCAUGCACUGAGAAGAUACCCAUCUGGUGAAGAGAGAUGUAUCGCAUGUAAACUUUGUGAAGCUAUAUGUCCCGCUCAAGCUAUUACCAUUGAAGCAGAAACAAGGCAAGAUGGAUCUCGUCGUACUACGAGAUACGAUAUUGAUAUGUCCAAGUGUAUUUACUGUGGCUUUUGUCAAGAAGCGUGCCCAGUAGAUGCAAUCGUAGAGGGACCAAACUUUGAGUUUUCUUCAGAAACUCAUGAAGAGAUGCUCUAUAACAAGGAGAAAUUAUUAAAUAACGGAGAUAAAUGGGAAUCUGAAAUAGCCAGCAAUAUACAUGCGGAUCAUCUUUAUCGUUAACGAGAUCCAUGUAGUUUCGUUAAUUCACGUUAGAAUAUUAUUUAAUAAUGUUAUAAAAUUUAGUAUAAAACUAGCAUUUGCACGGAUAAAUAUUUAUCUGAAAUAAUGAAAAAUAUAUGUCUUUGUGCUAUGGAGCUUAUAAGUGUUUAUAACAAUGUUCUAUUUUUGUCCAGAGAACAUUUGAUAACAUUCUAUUAUUUAGGAUAACAAAAAACAAUUUUUGUAACGGUCAGGGUAAAAUAAUUUUAUUUCAGUAACUUAUUUCUUUCGGUUAGAUCAAAAUUGUUGCUUAUAUUUUCGAAUAGAACAAUAUAAAAUAAAAGUCAAUAAUUUUAACAUUUCUUUACAUGUUAAUUUGUAUUUCAUAUUUUAUGGGCAACUCUUAUUUGUAUAAAAAUUAUUUUCGUUAUGUAAAUAAUAAAUGAUAAAUUAAAUAUUUUUA